GGGAUGGGAGCUGUGAUGACCGUUGGUCUCCGAGGACCACUUCUCAUGCAAGAUGUGAUCUUUACAGAAGAGAUGGCUCAUUUUACCAGGGAACGGAUCCCCGAGAGAGUGGUGCAUGCACGGGGAGCUGGAGCGUUCGGUUAUUUUGAAGUGAUUUACGAUAUCACGAAAUACUGCAAAGCCAAAGUGUUUGAGAAGAUUGGGAAGAGAACUCCAAUAGCGGUUCGGUUUUCUACGACGACUGGGGAAUCCGGAAGUGCUGACACGUUGCGAGAUCCCCGGGGAUUUGCUCUUAAAUUCUACACGGAACAUGGGAACUGGGACCUUGUGGGAAACAACACCCCGAUAUUCUUCAUCAGGGAUCCCUUGCUGUUUCCGUCUCUUUCUCAUGCUCAGAAGAGGAACCCACAAACUCAUACUAGAGACCCUGAUGCACUUUGGGAUUUUAUCACCCUACGACCCGAAUCUCUCCAUGAGAUCACACGCUUGUUCAGUGAUCACGGCAUCCCUGAUGGGUUCCGGUAUAUGGACGGCUACGGAAAUCAUGCCUUCAAACUGGUGAAUGCGGCGGGGAAAGCUGUUUAUUGCAAGUUCCACUACAAGUCCAAACAAGGAAUUAAGAACCUGUCCCCAGAGAAAGCAGAGGCUUUGGCUGGAAGUGAUCCAGAUUAUGCCCUGCGGGAUUUGUAUGACGCCAUCGCCAGAGGCGACUUUCCGUCCUGGACGUUGUGCAUCCAGGUCAUGACUUUUGAAGAAGCUGAGAAGUUGCAUUUCAAUCCCUUUGACAUCACCAAAGUUUGGCCUGAAGAAGACUUCCCUCUGAUCCCAGUGGGGACCCUGACAUUAAACAGAAACCCAGUCAACUACUUUGCUGAAGUGGAACAAAUUGCCUUCGCGCCUAGUAAUAUGGUUCCAGGAAUAGAACCCAGCCCUGACAAAAUGCUCCACGGACGACUUUUUGCUUACCCUGACGCUCAGAGAUACCGGCUAGGAGUGAACUUCAAUCAGAUCCCCGUCAAUUCGCCCAAGAAUGCAAAGGUGGCAAACUUUGAGAGAGAUGGAUUUAUGGCUAUGGGUGACAACCAAGGUAACGGACCAAACUACCAUCCAAACAGCUUUGGAGGCCCAGAAGAUGACCCACAGUUCCGCACAACAGUGUUCAAUGCUUGUGGAGACGUGGACAGAUAUGACACCGGGGACGAGGACAACACAAGCCAGGUGCGGAGAUUCUACUUGGAGGUUCUUAAGGAAGAUGAACGCCAGAGACUGAGCCAAAACCUAGCGGCGAGUCUGAAAGGAGCGCAGCUUUUCAUCCAGAAAAAAGCCGUAAAGCUCUUCACAGAGGUCCAUCCCGACUACGGGGCUCGUGUGCAGGCGGAACUCGACAAACUGAACGCGAAGACUGGAACUGCGGAGCUCUACCAGCGAACGGAUGAUAAACCCUCCCCGUAUCAGAUUAACACGCGCUAGCAGACAUGCAUUAAACACGCUUCGGCUUCUCCACAUAUCGAGCAGCCCUGCAGAUAAGGCAAGAGACCCCCCCGAGAGACCCCCGGUCCGGCCGGUGACGGCAAAUAUUCUGGCUUGAGGAAAUGUAUGGGAUUUUAUGCUCAAAAUAAUAAACUCAUUGAGUGUC
This is a messenger RNA of Spea bombifrons (plains spadefoot toad), 1636 nucleotides long. RefSeq names its product catalase-like. Gene Ontology annotation, cellular component: mitochondrion; peroxisome; cytoplasm. The record is from RefSeq and is a predicted model, not a curated record. The transcript has 12 exons. NCBI's taxonomy places the organism in Eukaryota, Metazoa, Chordata, Amphibia, Anura, Pelobatidae. The coding region runs from base 4 to 1470 and encodes 488 amino acids. Gene Ontology annotation, biological process: hydrogen peroxide catabolic process; response to hydrogen peroxide. Gene Ontology annotation, molecular function: catalase activity; heme binding.